Messenger RNA from Zootermopsis nevadensis, 4752 nucleotides. RefSeq lists its product as uncharacterized. Lineage: Eukaryota; Metazoa; Arthropoda; Insecta; Blattodea; Termopsidae. The record is from RefSeq and is a predicted model, not a curated record.
GCGAGCCUCAGUGCUGAUCUAGCUGGCGAGACGACAGUGUGCGAGGUCGACGGCGCGGAGACUCGUCCAGUGUCGAAACGCGAAGUGUUUCAUCCAGUCGAAGAAUCAUCGCAGGUCUACGGAUAAGAAGUGAUGACACAGUCUUAUCUGCUGUCAUCAAAAUACAGUGAUUAGAAGUGAAUGUUUGUUUUUACGCUGCAAUUUCAUAAUGUAAUUCUGUUCUUCGUUUUAUGAUUGUAAUAACGACUUACGCGUAGGCAGAUUUUGUUUCGUCAUUAGUAACUUAUCUUCUCAGUGAAUGUAAUUAAGAUUUGUUACUUUCGAAGAAGAACGUUUCGGUUUUGAACGUUCAGUUCAUUGUUCAAAAUAUAUCGCUUGAAACCGUUGUUUUCAACAAUCGCAUUACUGUUUUAAUUUCGGGUGUAACGCUACCAUUGUUGUGAAGUGAUAUCAUUAUUAACUCACAAAAUCUUUGACCAACAAAAGUUUUAAUACAGGCAGAGAGAAUUGAAUGAUGGUUUUUAAUUCUGACGUCUUGCUGUCGGCUCAGGGAUUCUCGUAAGUGUCGUGUGUUCUGACAAUUUAAACGUAACGCGUGUGGACAUUUGUGACAAUGGAAGGGAAAAUUAAUUUGUCCGGAUUUGUUGGGGCCGCGGUGUCCGUGUGUUGGUUUCUGAUGCUGUCCGGAUCUUCGGGGACCUUCAUCAGCGGCGAAGAAGCCCUCGGGUCUCCGUUGAGGGUCGCCCAGUGUCGCGCGCAAUGUUUGCAGGCGUUCUCGAAAGGAUCGAACCGAGAGUCUGCGUGUCUGCAAGGCCCCGACUGCUUCAUGUGUUGGGAAAACUGCGAGCUACUGCAGUCCAAUUUUCCGGUCUGGGGCGCCAUGUGUUCUGAACGAGGAAUUUGUUUUCCCGGGUGUCAGCAGGCCUGUCGCUUCCACCGGGAGACAGCUACCAGGGAGGUCCAUCAGUCACAGCCCGUGAUACACACCCGCGGCGAGGAGGUGGUAAAGAUGGCCGGAACGGUGGCGCAGUGGCCUCGACCGCCGACCACGAGUCCCAGCAGACCCCUGGUGUACGUGGUGAUGAGGCGCCAGGCGGGAUCCUCUUCUAGCUGGCGCCAGAUCGCGCAGACCGUGGAACUGACGGUACGCCUGCCAGCCGCUGAUAGCAGCAACCUGGGGUCGGCGACCAUCAGGGUCCUCGUAGUUGACCCAGAAGGACUCGUGACCAUCUACAGCCCGGUCUUACCCUCAGAAUCGGCCUCCCCGACGGGAAGUGACGUCAUUAGCAAGGUCAUGGCUGGUCAUCGGAAGAAGAUCAACACCGAAGUCACUCCAACCUCCACCAAAUCUCCUGCCGCGUAUAAAGUUGGUGGUGCGUGGGAGCUCCGAGAGGUGUCUCUGAUUCACCAGAAGGUGCUCGUUAUCGCGGAGGUCGCGUGGGAACCUCGCGUGCCCCGAGGCGUCUACCUCGUCACUUGGGAGGUCGACGGAGGAGGUCUGAAGGGGAACCUCUUUACUGACUCCACCUGCGUUACCCUGUCUUUGUGGCCUGAUACCAUCUAUCACAUUCAGGUGGAGCUCGUCUCCAGGACGGCCAACCACCAGCCAGAACGCAGCGACCCUCUCGUCAUCGACACACAUCGCGCCCCACAGGUUACCUUCCAGUCUAGUUUCCGGUCCGCGCCGUCCUCCGGAGAGCCCUCACGGGCGGUCAGCCAGGGUGUCUCCGCCGUCAGCAGCCCACUGCUGUCGGUGCUCGUCGACCGGGAUGUUGUCGGCGAAGUAAGUACGGAGAGACGCCAGAAGAUGGAACUGCUGGCGGGAACCGGAACUGCGGUCCUGCUGUUUCUCGUCGUCGUGGGUACACUGGCCUGGAGGUGUCAGAGGCACUCCCUGACGUCGGGCUCGUCCACGAUCAGGCGUAAGAAGUUGGUUGAGGACGUGCCGAUAUGCAGGGCAGGUUUUCAUCCAAUUGUUACGAUGACGAACGUCCGAACCGGAAAUUGUAGUAGAGGCGUGGUGACCGGUGGCGCAGGGAGGAGUCUCUUGUGUGGCGGAGCGGACUCCACAUCCGCUGGGACAGGAACAGCUGUCAAAGGAAAUCACCCAUCAAAAGUCGUAGCAGAAGGAAGUGGCGGAUCGCUUCACGCGUCACCUCGUAGCCAAUCAGAAGACGCUUUCACAUCGACGUCGUCAUUUCUAAAGGAAGUGGAACGCGGAGCCCGAAACGAAGUCCAAGUGUGACGUCACAGCGAUCCCAUUGUCGCGCCGAACUUGGAACAUUGUUGGACUGGUUGCUCGUGCAAGACUGAACUAAGUCUCUCCACCAAGCGAGUGAAGAUUUGAGUCUUGUGGAUGAGUGCGUGCUAUUGUGUCAGCCAAAAGUUUAGUUUGUGCUUCCCUGCGGCAGGAAGGGGUGUUUUGCCAUCCAUUUUGGAAACAGAAUAUCGGUUUUUUCGUAUUAUUUUGAAACGCGAACGAGUGUGACGCGUUCCUUUAGUGACAGUGACAAACCAAAGAGUCCUCUGCAUUCUUCUGUAACGUUUGUGUGUAAUUGAAACAAAUGAAAAUGGCAGUGCGUUGACGUACGGUUGCUUGCUAAUGAUAUUUAAACAUUUUAAUGUUAAAUAAUAUAAUGAUUCACAGUUUGCAGAAAUAUGUCGACAAAAUUCAUCGCGUGUUUAAGGAAGAAGUUUUUAAAAUCAAGUGCUCCGAGAUAAAUUUAAAUUUUAAAAAAAGAAAAAAAAAGUUGCGAAAAGUCGUCAGAAAUUUGUUUCGGAGUGAAUAGAAGUGCGUCGCUUUAUCAAGUUACAAGUAUUUAUUAUCAUUAGUGCUAGACUUUUGCAGACACGUGUCUGCACUACGAGUAAUUAUUACGUCUUCAGCUGUGUUGUUCUUAAUGUAUAACUUGAAUUUUUAAAGUGACGCUGUGAGCUUUUGAAAGCAUUUCCAUUGUCGAUGCUUCUGAAACAAGAAUUCAGAGUCGCGGAAGUCGGUGUUUUGAUGUAAUUCGUAAUUUUUGUGACGUGUUUCAAUUGCCCCCCCCCCUCCCAAGAACUUUCUUCUUGAAAAUGUCUGACGUCGUCGUAGGAACGGGGGCGAGUCCACGUAAUUCGACCUCGCGGUAAAAUGAACGUCGUGGAGUCAAACAAUACGUAGACCGGAAGAACACUUUUCUUUCCGGGACGUGUUCCAGAGGACCGCGCGUCGAACUGCCCAAGAGAAUUAAAAUUACCGCGCAACUUGAAUAUUCGUAGCUCGCCAAAACUUAAAUUCCCACAUCCCUAUUUUUCCGUUAUUUAUAAAUAUAUCUAACGCCAUUAAACACGCUAAUAGUCGCUUAGCUAGUCAAAUUCUCCAUUUUCUUUGAAACCCCGAAGGCUCGUUACCGUGUUCAUAAGAAUCCACCGCCGUCCCAGUCCUGAGCCAGAUGAAUCCAAUCUGCACCUUUCGAUUUAACGUCCUUUAUAAUAUUUUCACGCGGUCACGCCCAGGUUUUUUUUUCAGACUAAAAUUCUGUCAUUUUCUGUCUCCCCAUGCGCGCUAUGUUCCUUGCCCAUCUCAGACUCGUUGAUUUGGUGAUUUUGAUGAUAUUUGGUGAAUAAGUCGAAUGCUUUAUCGCGUUCACAGGGAAAAUAAAAUAUAAUCGUAAAAUGAAACGAUUUCGCUACCGAUUCUGAUGUAAUUUAAAUAAUUUCUGAAGCGAAAGACGUUUUUCGCGCCCUUAUUUUCUGCCAUCAUCAAAAUGGGAGAGCGAUUUUCGUCGAUAAGAAAAACCCCUCUGUUAUAUUCAAGUUGGUUUAUGAUUAUUUUACGCGAAUUUUUGUUGCAAAGACGCGAAACAUCGGUCUUUAUAAUAAUACGUUAAGAAAUUAAGGCCAGAGACCUCCUUAAUAUCCACUGCGUCUUGGACUUACGAAAUUCGCAGUCAAAUUCUCGAUUUUCUUCCGGUUUGAAGAUACCACGUGGUCCGUCGCCGGGAACAUGGCGAAUCUCCGAAAAAAAAACAUGGCGAUAGUGCGAAAGACAUGCAUCAAUAUUGGUUUUACGGGUAGUAAUGCCGUGUGGACUUGUAGAUAGAUACUGACGUUUCGGAGGAACAUAUUGUUUCCAUCUUCAGGGCUGAAGUAUUGUGGAAAAAUUGUGUUCCGAGCGUCCGUUGCUGUCUGAUUAAAUAAAAGUGGAACCAAAGCUUAUGUUCGCUGUUCAUAUAUUGCGCUAAUGAUUAAAUCUCUUAGGCUUAUUCUGAGAAAGAUUUCACGAUCAGUUGUAGAAUUUUUUUAAAAAAAAAAUUUCUUGUAAAAUAAUGGAUUUCGAAUAUUUGAUUUAAUAUUGAAAUGCGAGCAUUAUUUACGAAUAUAUCGGUAUCGGUGCUGCCAUCUAGACUAGAAAUAUUUUAGUAAUAUUUUUAUUCUUUCAAUUAUUUAUCGUGGAAGAAAUAAAUGUAAGUAGGAAAUAUAAAGAAAAGUGCUAAGUAAUAUUAUAAAAUAAAUGACUGUAAUAAUGUGACUAGAUAAAAUAGAAUUAGUAUGUAAAAAUCAUCAUUGACGCAAGAAAAGACGAAUUUGCUUAAUUAUAACGAAAAGGUUUCCCUUUCUCCUUCUUCCUUCCAACUCAUGUAUUUCGUAGGUCUGUUUUAUUUAUUGUACAUACAUAUAUACUACUGCUUUAUGUAUAUAAAUAUUGUGUAAGUUAUUUUUGUAUCAAUACGAGGGUCCUGUAAGUGUAAAUAAAGAAUAACUUAAAUGUCA